AUCUCAAUAAGCUGUUUUCCUCUUGGAUUUCAUAUAGCAGUGAACUCAUUUUUAGAGAAGCAUAAACCUGAAGUGGUGGAAAUACAUGUGUUGAUGACGCCUGCUAUGCUUGCUAUUCAGACUUUGAUCCUGGACAUUUUGAAUGCAUGUCUGAGAGAACUCAAAUGUUACAAUCCAGCUCUUGAAGUAGAAGAUCUAUCUUUAGAAAAUGCUAUUGGUAAACCUUCUGACAAGAUGAUACAUCGCUAUCUAGAUCCUCUGUGCCAUCAACUUGGAGCUAAGACAAAAUCUUUGGUCCAGAAUUUGAAGAUACUACGUACUUUGCUACUGUAUCUAACUUGGUAUGUUUGUGUCGCUUUCCUUAACCUUCUAGAGUCACUGAAAGCAAGUGAAAAAGCUUUUGGUGAGAAUUCAGGUUGGCUGUUUCUUGACUCCAGUACUUCCAUGUUUGUAAAUGCUAGAGCUAGAGUUUAUUGCAUUGCAGAUGAGAAACUGAAUCAGAAAGGCAAAGCCUCUGAAAAAAGUGAUGGAAAGAAGGAAAAUAAACUGAAGAGGGAAUUGGUCCUAGAAAGCAACUCCAAAUGGCAAGCUUUGAGAGAAGUCCUGAAGGAGUUUGAAAAUGAGAAUAAGAACAGUGAAGACCUUGGUGGUCCAGGGCAAGUGCUUAUUUGUGCCAGUGAUGACCAAGCUUGUGCACAGCUCAGGGAGUACACUAUUGCUGGAGCAGAAGCUUUUUUAACAAGACUGUGUAUCAAAACCUUUGGAAAGGAUGAGAAAACUGGAGAAGUGUGUAUUAAGGACAAAAAAGCUCUCAGGUCCAAAGGAAAUGCCAGGCCAGACACGGCACCUCAAGCCAAAAAAGUUAGACUCACGGCUUCUUCAAAACAAAAUAAAUUCAAGAAGCAGCAAGACCAGACUAUAAUCCAAAUGAUAAGGAAGACUGAGGAGAAGAGAGAAGAGUUAGGGGUGGAAGAUAACAAAGAAGAUACCUUUUCUUAAACAUCUUAUAUUUUUUAACAUCUUAAAGCUGUGCCUUGCCAAGUGACUUCCAAAGCAGGCUCUGGAGCCUUUCAACAAGACUGAAAUCUGGAGUCACAAGGGAACUCUGUGCCAGCUCUGUCAGUACAACUGAGCUCUCUGACCAAGCACACUGCCAUACAGAAACGUAAUUGGGUUUAUACCUCAGGCUCGUUUACAAUCUA
Messenger RNA from Falco peregrinus (peregrine falcon), 1202 nucleotides. RefSeq names its product DNA repair endonuclease XPF-like. Gene Ontology annotation, biological process: double-strand break repair via homologous recombination; nucleotide-excision repair involved in interstrand cross-link repair; resolution of meiotic recombination intermediates. NCBI's taxonomy places the organism in Eukaryota, Metazoa, Chordata, Aves, Falconiformes, Falconidae. Gene Ontology annotation, cellular component: nucleotide-excision repair factor 1 complex. The record is from RefSeq and is a predicted model, not a curated record. Gene Ontology annotation, molecular function: single-stranded DNA endonuclease activity; damaged DNA binding; single-stranded DNA binding.